This is a messenger RNA of Elgaria multicarinata webbii, 3099 nucleotides long. It is a transcript of the gene UMAD1, whose product is annotated as UBAP1-MVB12-associated (UMA) domain containing 1. Lineage: Eukaryota; Metazoa; Chordata; Lepidosauria; Squamata; Anguidae. The coding region runs from base 148 to 564 and encodes 138 amino acids. The record is from RefSeq and is a predicted model, not a curated record. The transcript is spliced from 4 exons.
GCGCGCCGCCGCGGGCUCGGCUAUGUUUUGUGCGCUGUCAAGGUUACUUGCGUUUUAGUCGCAGGAUGUUCCGCUUGUGAACCCGGAAGCCGACGUUGUUGUGGAAAAAUAAGCUGGUGAGCGUUUAGUGAGGCUUAUAUUUCAGAGAUGUUCAACUUCUUCCGGAAAAACCAGGAUACCAAGAAGGUACUGGUGACAGAAAAAGAAGCAGAUGGAUUUGUUCUCCUGAAUAAAAUAAUCAAUGAGGAAAUAAACUCUACAGAUAAAAUUUCAGUGGUUGGACCUGAGUGUGUUCAGGCUUCACAGAAAAGUUCAGACAACCAAUCAAAGUUGACUGAGACAGGCAUUGAAGUGGGGAAAGAGAAAAAUCAGAAUGUCGAAAGCAAUUCUUCUAUGUUGGAACUUCUCAGUGAUGUACCUUUUACUCUUGCACCACAUGUGCUGGCAGUACAAGAUACCUGGAAUGACCUCCCCAGACAGUUGCUUUCCUGUGAUGUCAAUGACAAUCUAACAAGAUUUUGGUAUGAUUUUACACUUGAAAAUUCAGUGUUAUGUGAGUCGUAGUUCUUGCUUCACUUAAUUUAAACAUGCACCUUGAUCAUUUGAAGUAAUAUUCACAGAAGUGUGUUGUGUAACUCUGCUUCUUUGUGACACACCAUUUGAAUAAUGUCUGGUGAAACAUUAAUGUUUUCCAUCUUCUGUGAUGUUCCUUACAAUGUUUUGAAGUAUCUAAACCAAAACUGGCAACUCAGUUACAAUAAAUAGGCAAUAAUUUGAACUCCUUUAAAACAAUGCGAUGGAGUUUUCCUUUAAUUUCAAAUUGGUUAUCAAGGUUUUGACAUUAGUUCAGGGAUCGCCUUUUCAAAGGCAGGGAGUUUUCAGAUUGCAUUAGUCUCACUUGCACUUUGAUUUUAUAAAUGCUCAAUAUAUACAUGAUAGUAAAUUAACUGGGCAAUUUUGCAAGAACGGCCUACCACAUUCUGUAAUAUUAAACAAAACUUUGUGAAAUGUUGAAUAAUUUGUCUGCAUCAACAUAUCCAAUUGACUUUACAUAUCCAUAGCGUGGAUUGCUAUCUCUCAUUUUGGGGUUUUCAUACAGUAUUUCCUGGGGAUUCAGCAGUUUUUCAUUUGCCGUUUAACCUAGUCUCCACAUAUGUUCCUGGUUUAUACAUUGAUCAGUUUUUUCCAUUGAAAACCUCUGUGCCCACUAGAGAGAUAGAAAUCUGGUUAUGUGUAUAUUAUAUUUUCUUACUGGUUUACCACUGUUCGUUUUUCAACAUGUAUGGAUUAAAGAUGAGAAAUUGAUAGGGUUCAGCUAUUGGAAAAGAACAAAUAGUUUCAUGUCCAACUAAAUUAGAUAGUAUCCUAUCCAAAUAUUAAUUUCACAUGUCUUUAUUCCAACUAAAUCCAAGUUGAACUUCUUUUUGCUCAGUGUUGUGACAUGUUAUUAAUUACUAUUUAUUGAGUGCAAGUUUUAUUCAUUUUCUUUUUACAAGGAGUCGGGUGGGAAGGAUACUAUACAUUUACACUGUGCCAAAGAUAAGUCUUUCAGACAAAAUGUGCAACAUGGGUACUCAAAAGCAUAAAGAUUUUUUACAUUAAUAUUGUAUGCUUUUGUGUGAUAUGGUAACAAAUAACAAAUCUGUUAACUCAGUUAAAUUGUUUGUGUAUACAUCCCCCCCCUUUGCAAAACUGAUGAUUUUAUAAAAGUUUGGCAGAUCUAGGUAUGCCAUGUGUGUUUUGAAUAAAAACUAUGAUUGAAUAUGCUAACCCUUCAAAAUCUGGAAAAUAGUGUCCUUGCUUCUUGGGUUAUUUACUGACUAUGUUUAAUCAGGUGGCACAGGAGAUACUAGACAAUGACUGGGUUCAGUGAAAAUGAUAACCAACGGUGUGUAAACAGUCAACAGAUGGUUAUUUAACCCACAGUGGUUUAUUGUGUUGUGUGGAGGGAGUUUUUUAAUCAAUGCUGGUUAUUUGGCUGAAUUAACCAAUGCAAUUAACCAACGCUGUGCAGAGUUGGCUAUUUGAACCACCGUUGGUUAUUGUGUUGUGUGGAGAGCACCAUUGGUUAUUUCCUUGGCCACCAUUGGUUAUUUCAUCAGCCACAGAGAGGCAAGGCAAGAGUGGUCAAAGCGGCGGCAGCUGCUCUAGUCCAGCCAGCAGGAUAGAUUUUCAGCAGCAAUGGCUGAUGGGAUACUAGUGGGAGAACUGAGGGGGGACACCAGGCAGGGGAUGAGAGAGUCAACUCAGCAUGGACUAAUAGUCAACUCAAUGCUGAUCCUAAUGCUGAUUGAUUAUUAUCAUGUUGUGUAGGGAGUACCCCCUAGAUAAACAACUUUAUUAUUACCCAACUGCUACCAUUGUGUCAUCCGAAUGCAGCCAAAGUUUUUAAUAAAACUAGUAAAUGAGUGUGAAUUUUUAUUAAAUAAAUUGAGUGAUCUCUUGUAUCAUCACAUUUUUACUAAAUUCUAUAUGAUUUUGCACAUAUAGGCAUCACAUCUGGACUCUGAAUAUAUUCUAGGAUACCUUUUACUAUACUCAAAGAAAAGAAAUAAAAAGCUUCAAUACAGCAGUUAGAAUGGUACAUCUAUUCUGUAUUUCCUGCCUAGCAAGAACUUAAUCCCAACUAAUGUGUUGUAUGCUGAACCAUUUGUCUUUGAGAUUACUUUGAAAUUAACCAUUAUAUUUUGUCUUGUUUGAAAAGUGACAUGGCCACUAUUGUUAGUUUUAACUCUCAUAAAUAUUUGUCCCUGUUCUACUGUCUCAAAAAUACUUUGUAGCAUAUCAAUAAUAGAUAUAGAUAUACCAAUAUUUCUAAAUCCUUUGCAAGUUAAAUAACAGGAAGACAAGAGGAAAUAUCAAGUCUCUCUUUUUUAUUAGUACGAAGGUUUCCAUUAUAAUUUUCAUUAUACAUAUCAGUAGGUUUUGCAGUGCAUGCUUUUACUGAAACAAACUGGCACAAUGAAGGUGUUGUUGCUUAAGUUGAUUAUAAUUUUGUAUUGUGUUGCUUGUUCUGAACUGCCUUGGAAAUAUAUAUUGGAAAAAGUAAUGUGUUAUAUAUGUAAUACAAUACAAUAAUAAAAAACUACUGCGAAAUUG